This is a messenger RNA of Schistosoma margrebowiei, 627 nucleotides long. NCBI's taxonomy places the organism in Eukaryota, Metazoa, Platyhelminthes, Trematoda, Strigeidida, Schistosomatidae. The record is from the annotation of a GenBank genome assembly.
AUGUCGGAAAGAGAUACACUGCCUGAUAUUUUGUACAAUGAUCUAUCUCAAGCUUUCAAAAUUGUUGAUCGAAAUGGUGAUGGACAUCUGGAUCCUGAUGAAAUAGCACUACGAAUGUCUAAAAUAUUUAAUAAAAUUACUAAAGAAGAAGUCAGACUUCUACUGGAUACAGUAAAGAUGGACGAAGAUCAAACAUUAGAUUGUGAAGAAUUCGGUGCUCUUUUAAGGUCUGGGUUUUCUGAAGCAAGGAAGUAAAAGACAAUAACUAUACUUCCUUUCUGAACUAUACUAUUUUUUGUUAAUAACGUCAGUUUUAUUUAUUGUUCUUACCAUGGUUUGGUCAUACAUUUUAAGUUGACUAUAAUAAGCACUAUUAUACUUUCAUUAUACGUUAAAUAACAUGUACUUUAUUAUUCUAUUGUGAUGAAAAAUGCUUAAAUAAAUUCCCCAUAUAAAAUGUUUUCUCUAAAUAAUACUUUUUGAACUCAUAAUUUGAAACCGAUAAUAAUGCAAACUUAAAGUUGUUUCGUUUCAAAUUUGGCUAAGACUUUAUGAAGAGAUUCAACUACUUUCUUGAAAGACACGUUGUACUGUUAAGAGAAAAUUAGUACUCCAUAAUGGAAUAGA